Molecule: messenger RNA, 1314 nt
Organism: Lodderomyces theae
Lineage: Eukaryota; Fungi; Ascomycota; Pichiomycetes; Serinales; Debaryomycetaceae
Gene: ERD1
Product: Erd1p
Exons: 1
Coding region: 1-1314 (437 amino acids)
Cellular component (GO): membrane; cytoplasm
Source: RefSeq, a predicted model, not a curated record
AUGGAAGAACUGCUGAAUAAUGAAACUCAAGCUAUCUUAUUCAACGACCUUGUACCACUCCCGUUUCGAAUAUUAGGUUUGAUCCAACUAGGUCUAGCUCUAUGGUUUUUCCUCAAUGUAAUAUUGUUUCGAUUCACAUCUUUAAAUUUACUCCAAUUGCUAAAUUUGUCGUACAGUCCUCACAAGUAUACUCAGUUGGAUGGUCCAGUGCUGGGCAGUGGAGAAUUUGCUACUUCUAUUCCUGCUGAUAGGCAUGAAAACACCCGUUUAAUUAGUGGCAUUUGGACUAUUUUGAGGGAAGUCACCAUAGUCAAUACAGUUAGUUGGGUUGCAUUUAAGUUGAUUCAGUACUUUGUGAAUGAUUGGAAAUUGUUGUAUUACGGUCUACUAAUUGUGGUGUUUAUUUUCGUAUUGAAUCGUAUUUUCCGUGGGAAACCACUGAUUAGCACGCCUGGUCAAGUACGCAUUUGGACCACGAUGAAGCGGGUAUUGCGAGGAGGAAUCAACUCACAAACGAUGAGAAGCAACGACAUCUUGAUCAGCGAUUCUUUGGUCUCGUUUGCUAAAGUGAUUAAUGAUUUUGGGUUAUUUGUGUGGAAUUACUACAUUGAUGAGAAUACCACGUACAACUAUAAAUUGGAAUUUGCUGUAUUGUGUAUCCCUACUUUGAUUCGGAUAAAGCAAUGUUGGUUUGAAUAUAAAUUGACGCAACAAGUGCAUCAUUUGCUAAAUUUGAUCAAGUAUGGUACUGGUUUUGGUCCACUCGUCGUCAACAUGUUGAUAAAAGCUACGUUGUUGACCAGUAGUGAUGAAGUCAAGCAGUCAGGUGCGUUCCUCCAUAGGUUAAACACAUUGAACUCGUGGUGGUACGCUUUACUGGCUUUGAAUUCAACUUAUUCCUUUAUCUGGGACAUCAAAAUGGAUUGGAAUUUGCAAUUGUUUAAUAAAUUGUUCAACCCAGGUUCCAAAUUCCACAUUUUGCGUAUCCACAAAUCAUUCCCAAACGGUGUCUAUUUCAUUGCAAUAGUCAUUGAUUUCCUGUUGAGGUUUAUUUGGAUGCUCAAAUAUUUCAUCAUAAAUGAACAGCUACACGAGUCACAGAUUAAACUCAUACACAUAUUCUCUACAUUUUUGUUUGGCUAUGAUGCAUACUCGUUUGGGUAUGUAGUAAUUGAGCUAUUGGAAAUUUUGAGGCGAUGGAUUUGGUGUUUUAUCAAAUUGGAAAGUGAUUGGGUUAAAUUGAGAGUACAAGAGCUGGGACAUCCUAAACAACCGGCAGGAGACAUUGAAUUGGAGAAUAUUGAGACGCGGUAG